AGAGGAAUAAAAUGGCUGCAGCGAAGUGUCGCAACAGACGGAGAGAACUCACCGACACCCUCCAGGCAGAAACCGACAAGCUAGAAGAGGGCAAAGCCGCACUCCAGGCUGAAAUCGAGAACCUCCUGAAGGAAAAGGAGAGGCUGGAGUAUGUCCUCGCCACUCAUAAACCUCUUUGCCAGCUGCCCGAAGAGCUGGACUGCCUGUUUCCAGAGUCUCCCCAGCCGCUCUCCACUUCCGAAGCGGCCAGCAAACUCCCCGAGGACGGCCCGCAGGACUUGGAGAUCCCCAUGGUACCGUCCACCGCCAUUUCCGGCAACUCCAACAUCCUUCUGUGCUCCAGCGCAGAGGUCAGUCUGUGCGACCUCGAGCCCUCUCUGGAUGUCAAGGACGAGCUUCUCGACCGGAUCUCGGCGGAAACGGCCCGCUCCGUCCCCGACAUCGACCUGACCGGCUCGCUGGGCAUCACGGACUGGGAAACCCUCUACAAGUCUGUGGCCAAUGAUCUCGAACCUUUGAGCACCCCGGUGGUGAGCACAUCCACACCCACCUGCAGCAACUACCUGUCCGUAUUUACCUUCGCCUGCCCAGAGCUGGACUCCCUGGCCGAGGGACUGGAGGGCUGCAAGGGUGGCGUGACCAAAGCAGAAACUAGCGUCGACAUCCUCAACUCUCCCACCCUUCUUGCCUUAUAAAUGCAAGCGUAGAUGAUGUAAUGUCACGACGUUGUUCUUAAUAUCUAUUGGAUAUCGCGGUGUUAUGAUGUCCAGGUGUGUGAUGUUGGUGUGAAGCCAGCUGUUCAAUGGCUGCAUCCAUGUAAUGUGUGCGGGAUGGGUGUUUACUUUCUUCCAGAGACAUUUGAUGUAGCCCAAAUACAAGAGCAUGGAUAAUUAUCUUAUGAGCAGAUAUGAACUAUGUUCUGGUUUGAAAAGCAUGCA
Molecule: messenger RNA, 938 nt
Organism: Sinocyclocheilus anshuiensis
Lineage: Eukaryota; Metazoa; Chordata; Actinopteri; Cypriniformes; Cyprinidae
Product: proto-oncogene c-Fos-like
Exons: 2
Coding region: 12-695 (227 amino acids)
Biological process (GO): regulation of transcription by RNA polymerase II
Cellular component (GO): nucleus
Molecular function (GO): DNA-binding transcription factor activity, RNA polymerase II-specific; RNA polymerase II cis-regulatory region sequence-specific DNA binding
Source: RefSeq, a predicted model, not a curated record